Molecule: messenger RNA, 4385 nt
Organism: Alosa alosa (allis shad)
Lineage: Eukaryota; Metazoa; Chordata; Actinopteri; Clupeiformes; Clupeidae
Product: ras-GEF domain-containing family member 1C-like
Exons: 16
Coding region: 600-2036 (478 amino acids)
Biological process (GO): Ras protein signal transduction; positive regulation of GTPase activity
Cellular component (GO): plasma membrane
Molecular function (GO): guanyl-nucleotide exchange factor activity
Source: RefSeq, a predicted model, not a curated record
UGCGCGUGAUUUCGACACCAGUCCUAUCCAUCUCAAGCGCGCGCCUGCUCGCGCAAUUUCCUCCACUCCCUGGUAAGCUUGCUUGAGCGUGUAGCCUGCGAAUUGGUGCUUCCACUCAAAAGCCACUGAUUCAACGAUCACAACCGAGACCGACUGUUUGGGCAACCACACCUUGACUGCGUAGGCUAUUGCGAUUAUUUACUCGUACUCAAACCAAGACUGCAGCAGCACGAGGAACAUGAGCUUUCAAAUGCAUCUGCUGGAAUAAUAUUUGCGUCUGCUACCUGUUCCAUCGAGGAAAGUUCGGUGUUGAGCGAGAGAUAUUACGUUUUCGGAUAUUCAUGUCAUUGGAGCUACAACAGUAGCCUGUAAUAGGCUUGAGAGUAUCAUCAUCCUCGAAAGCAAUUCAUUUGGGUAUACUUCUAGCCUACGGAAACGGACACUCGUUAAGAUUUUAACCAUUUUUGAAUUAUCAAGUCUACGGUUGUUAUAUUAUUAGUCUGUUCUACCCACGCGAGAGAGGAUGGGGACACGGCGUGUGUAGAAUUGAUAAAAACAAAGAAGGACACCCUAAUACAACUGAGGAACAUCUAUAAGGAAUGCCCCAAACUGUGUGCCCCAGCACUAUGUUUGCUCCCAGUGGCUUGGGCCCCCCUUUGGCCUCCGGUGAGGAGCCCCCUCAGGAGGGGCCGGGCCCCGAAACUGGAUUUGCCGAGAGCCCCCCCUUCUCUUCGGCCUCCCUGGACACCCUCAUACAGAACCUGGUGCCCACCACAGACUACUACCCUGAGAAAGCCUAUGUGUUCACAUUCCUGCUCAGUUCGCGCCUCUUUAUCCCCCCCCACGAGCUCCUGGCACGUGUCUGUGAGCUCUGCAUCCAGCAGCAGCAGCUAGAGCAGACACCCCUGGAUGCGGCCAAGGUGAAGAAGUUUGGUCCCAAAAUCCUGCAGUUGUUGACAGAGUGGACAGAGACCUUCCCCUCCGAUUUUCGAGAAGAGAAGAUGGUGGCACAUCUUAAAGACAUCAUCCACAGGAUAGCACCUUGUGAUGAGGCUUACAGGAAGAAGCUGAACCUGGUGCUCCAGAAUCUCAAUGCCAAGCUGGCAGCGAUGGCUCAGGGCGACGAGAGCAUCGUCAAGGUCACGGCCUCCGUCUCCGACAAACUGGUGGCCUUCAAGACCAAGCCGGCGCCCAUCCAGAAGGACAUGAUCAGCAUCUGCAACGACCCCUUCACUCUGGCCCAGCAGCUCACGCACAUCGAGCUGGAGCAUUUGAGUCACAUUGGACCUGAAGAGUUUGUCCAGGCUUUUAUACAGAAAGAUCCCCUGGACACCACCCAGCCUUGCUUCAGCGAACAGAGUAAAUCGUCCUCCAAUUUGGAAGCAUAUGUGCGCUGGUUCAACAGACUGUGCUACCUGGUGGCCACCGAGAUCUGCAUGCCUGCCAAGAAGAAGCAGCGUGCCCAGGUCAUUGAGUUCUUCAUUGAUGUGGCUCGGGAGUGCUUCAACAUUGGGAACUUCAAUUCCCUCAUGGCUAUCAUAUCUGGCAUGAACAUGAGCCCAGUCUCUCGCCUGAAGAAGACGUGGGCGAAAGUGAAGACGGCAAAGUUCUUCAUACUUGAGCAUCAAAUGGACCCUACUGGGAACUUCUACAACUACAGGACAGCCCUUAGAGGAGCAGCACACAGGUCCCACACAGCUCACAGCAACAGGGAGAAGAUCGUCAUUCCUUUCUUCAGCCUCCUCAUCAAGGAUAUCUACUUCCUGAAUGAGAGCUGUGCCAAUCGUCUGCCCAAUGGGCAUGUCAACUUUGAGAAAUUUGUGGAGCUGGCCAGGCAGGUGGGAGAGUUUAUUGCCUGGAAACAGGUGGAAUGCCCAUUUGAAGAAGACCGCAGCAUCCUGCACUACCUCCACACUGCACCCAUUUUCAACGAAGAUGGUCUUUAUCUGGCAUCCUAUGAGAGUGAAAGUCCAGAGAAUCAAGUGGAGAAGGACCGCUGGAAAUGUCUCAGGUCCUCCAUUCUUGGGAAGACCUGAGACAGACCAGGCAGCUACCUUUUAUGUGUAAUUUGGAGAGGGUAUUUAUUGCACUAGAAGAAACUGUGAAGGAACUAAGCUGGCUCUUAGAUGUGUUUAUAUAUGUAAUGAAGAACAAACAUACUUCACUACAAGAAUUGAUGAGCCGGAUUCAUCGUCAAAAACGACAUGUCAAAAAUGAGCAGUGAAACAUGAAUUGUAUAGGCUGUAACGGCUGAAGUAUUUGAAAUGUAGUGUGUGGAAGCAUUUUGUGUGUAUGGAUGUGUGUCUUUCCAUCAUUAUCUCUUGAGAAUUCUUCAGAAUUUAAAAAGAAAUAUAGUUACAGGGAAAAUGCAGCUUUUAAAACUUUUUAUUGAAAUUAUGAUGUGUUAUUUUUAAGGGUCUUUUGAACAAUACUGUAAUCUUGUAGUUGUAACUAAAUUAUUGUCCAGGGCGCUGGUUUGCCCAUGAAGUUGCCUGUUCAUAUUAGACAGGGGACCAUUACAUGCUGUACUGUCGUCAUAGAUUUGAGCAUACGUGUGCUGACGGGCAAGUGUAUGCCUGUGUGUGUGUGAAUGAGUGGGUGUGACUGUGUUUGGGCGUACAUGUGUGUGUUUGUGUUCAUUGCACUCAUUAUCUGUACACUGAGUCUCAGAACUGGACAUUACAGCCAUAAAGAUAACAUGAAAAGACCACAUGCUACCUGAAGUCACUAAGUAUGGGGCAAAUCAUUGAUAUACUAUGUUUACGUCAGAAAACAAGCUGUUCUGACUAUUUCACAGCUGAUGUGGCGUCUCUAAUACUCUUAUGUGUGUUUUUUCUGAUGUUUACCUUUUAAAAACAAAAACAAUCAAAUGAAGAGAAAUUGUAUAGUGUGUAUAAAGGACUUCCUGCCAAACUUCCUGUGUCACAGGGACUGCUCUACUCGACUGAUAUUCAGUUGUUUAACAUGUUCAUGAUUCUGUGAUAACAGAUGUUUGUUUUUAUUAUUUGGGUAUUUUUAUGUUAUUUCCUGAAAUGUUGAAAUGUUCUACCAGGAGGUAGUGACAUGCGGCCUCUGUUUUCAGUGGGCAUUAUGGUUGUACUUGAAAAUUGCAAGCGUUUUACCUUUGCAGUAGAAUCACGCAUACCAUUCUUAAGCCUUUUUGUAAAUAUAGUUUUUAAUGGUUUAAUGGAUCAUAGUGGCAUUUUUGGUGCAUAUGUUACCGAAUUUAGUUUUAGUCAUACUCCUCUAUGUGUCAUUCAUCUAAGCUCUCUUUUGGACCAUGACCUUGAUGUGUUUGUGGACCUUUGUUUUUCUGUAAAUAUAUAGUGUGCACAGGCAUAUGUUUGGGAUUUGUUUAUUUUCAUUUGAGGGUUAUUUAAAUAAAUAUUUAAGUGAUGUGUUAAUUUAAGCACAUUUUGUGUGCUGUUGUGAAGCCAUGACAUAAUUCCUGAAGCAUUAUCAACCUCAUUUUCCUCCCAUACAAUCUUCUGUGACAUUGAAGAAGCACUGGGCACACUGGAGUAGAGCUGACAUUCUCUUGCACCUGACUUCCAAGCCCCAUUAUGCACAGCCCCUACAGCACAGAGAAGCAAGGCUGCUGUUAAAGGAAAACCAGUUCAUUCAUUCAAAAGUACAUUCUACAGGUGUAUCAUUUAUGACAUUAUUCAUGUUACCACGGAAGUAUUGACUUUUAUUUCCAGAAUGACUGUGUAAUUACAGCCCAAAUGUGACAUAUGAAACUUUUGCUUCUUAUCAUGUCAUCAUCAGUGAGAUAUUCAUGAUAUACAACUGAGAGGAGCAUCUGUGCCUGUCCUAUUGAAGUUAACCACAUACAUUUCUAAUAGUUUAUGGGGGAAAAAUAACAAAAUGUAUUUGGUGCUAGAAGCUUGUGCUGGCAUCAUUUGGUUCCAUCAAUGGGCUCUUGGAAGAUGUCUCCCUCCAAACAUGCAGGUUCUCAAAAUGAACUUGAAGUCAAACUACUGUAAAUCCUAAAUCAGCAUUCCUGCUGCACUUCAUAGUAUGCCUACACAUGUACCUAAUCAGCAAGAAAUCUAUAUAGUGAAAUCUGUAGUGUUAUGUGGGCCUCAUAUUCAUUAUGAAUAAUCUCGCCAUAAUCUUAGAAAACUAAGCCUUUUUUGAGAUGGUUGCAUAACAACUCACAACUUGACAGAAUCCACACAGGUCACUGCUGUCCAUAUGAAGAAGUCAGGAACCUCCCCACCCCUUAUCAGUACUGUUGCUAUGUUUAGUGUUUCUCUCUUGCGCUGUGUUUUAACAGUAUUCGCCUAUCUUAUUUUUUUGUGUUGGUUUCUUUGUAUUACUCCUGCUUUGUACAGUAGACUUGAUAUUGAAACUGUCCUUUAAAAUAAAUUGGUUGGGCUGUA